GUAAUUAAAUAACCAGCACGUUCUUGCCAACCCAGAAGCCAAAUCGCUGUUUCAGUCGUCUUCUUAGCUUCCUAAGCCUCUUGCUUGUACCUCGGCUUCCUGAUGAAUUAAGGGCGUAAGCGCAACCGGCAGCGGGAGGAGCGCGCACCGACAUUCACAUCCUUUCACACGCCCACAACCUACGUCGAUGGAGAGGCCGGCGCGGAGAGAGCUUGCGUUGGCGAGCUUGACGACGCAUCAUGUUGGCCUGGAGAAGUACAAAUCCACCGGCCGCCACGACUUCUCGCACUUCCGAGCCGACCGCGGCGUGAACCUGCGUGAGUGGAGCCGCAUGCCCGAGGGCGUGAUCGACCUGGGCGCCGCAGCCGCCCCGCAGCCGCCCGCGCCGGCGCCCGUGCCCGGCGCACGCGUGCCCUUCAACCCAGUGGUCGCGGACGGCAGCGCCGCAGGCGCGACGGGCGGGAAGGCGGCUCGCGGCGGCAAGGCGGGCGCGGCGGCGCGGCCGCCGCCGCUGCCCACGUUUCGGCUGGUGGAGCCGGAGCAGCUCAACCCGUCCUUCAACGUUCUGUACGUGCGCACGCAGAAGCCGGGCGUGCUGCGUGUGCCGCUGGUGAAGCUGUUCCUGGACACCUGGGCGGAGACGGUGGAGCUGGUGCGGCCGGUGUUCCGGUUCGGCAUACCGGAGUCCUCACUGCGGGACAAGUGCCCCUACUGGCGGGACGAAGGCAGCUCGCUCCCCACCACCCCCAGCUUCCAGAUGCGACGCCUGCAGAAGGCCAUCUCCAGCGAGGGCUGGGGCACGCAGCGCGCACAGCUGGUCGCCGCUUACGGCGGCGGCGGCCACGGCCACGGCCACGCCCACGGCCACGGCGGCGGCCACGGCCACAGCGGCGGCCACGGCCACGGCCACGGCCACGGCCAGGGAUACAGCGGCGUUGGCUUCGGCAAGCACGGGCACUACCUGACGCCGUACCAAGAAAAGGAGGAGUUUGUUGAGGCCGUGACGCCCUGGGUGGUGCUGGCGCUCAACAUCGCGGCCUGGUGCUACCUGGGCAGCAGCGCCACCAAGCCGCCCGCAGGCAUGUGAGGCGGGGGUGGGGAGGACUGCAGCAGGAGGCAUGUGACGACGUGAAGGUGGAGAAGCAGAGGACAAUAAGGAGGAGGAGGAGGAGGAGGAGACGGAAAAGGAGGAGGCGUUUGAGGAAGCGGCGGCACGUGAGGAGCAAGCGAGAGUCGGAGAGGAGAGUGAGUUGGGUAGGAUUGCUUGGGUGGCCGGUGGGGCGGACCGUGACAAGUAGGCGGUGCAAGUGGGCGAGGGCAGUACUAUUUUUGACGGCGCAUGUCUGGGCGGCUACAUACGCUGUGGAGGUGGUGGGGGCCGCCGUGGUGCCCGGGUCAGCGCGAGGGGGCAUGCGGGCGUGGGCGCGUGCGCCGCGCCCAUCCGAGUUCAAUGCAUCCCUCGGGCACGACAACACUUUUGCAGUUUUGGAGCGGGAGUUGCAACUUGCAAGCUGAUGUCCAGUGCUGCGUACGCGCCGUCGCCCGCACAGCGUUUGGGUGUGCGGGGCCUGUGUGUGCUCACGAGCCGUGACAUGGCGUGGAUGCGGCCCGGUGAAUUGCGAACUGUAGGCAGCCCGUAGGCGACCAGUAUGAGGCAUUUAAGCCUGAUAACAGCACGCGAGGGAGUACCGGUAGGCUGGUGGCAGUAGGUGGCAAGCAUUUGUUACAGGUGUGCGAGGACGCAAGGCGCACGCAACUGCUUGCAUCCACCUCUUCCGCGCGCGACGGCGGCGUGAGACGCGGCGCAUUACAGCUGUGAUGCAGCUUCCUUGCAACUUGUAUCCGCAUUUCAUUCCCGGGCCUUUGCGACCGCCACCGGCCAAACACACAGCCACCCAGGCCAAUCAACUCAAGUCAAGCCAAGCCCAGUCCGCCAGACAGCGCAACAGCCAGACACUUGGCCAGAAGAUCCAUCACAU
Molecule: messenger RNA, 1979 nt
Organism: Chlamydomonas reinhardtii
Lineage: Eukaryota; Viridiplantae; Chlorophyta; Chlorophyceae; Chlamydomonadales; Chlamydomonadaceae
Exons: 5
Coding region: 188-1087 (299 amino acids)
Source: RefSeq, a predicted model, not a curated record